Messenger RNA from Diabrotica balteata, 480 nucleotides. The record is from the annotation of a GenBank genome assembly. Lineage: Eukaryota; Metazoa; Arthropoda; Insecta; Coleoptera; Chrysomelidae.
AUGGACAAGUUUUCCUUACUAUUCGUCUUAUGCUUGGGCUGUGUUUUGGUUUUCGGACAAAAUGAUACGACUACACCGAAAAAUUGUCGUCCGGAUCAGAAAUUAAUUUGUACAAACCCUUGCAUGAAAGUUCCAACUUGUCAAAAUCCAAAUCCAAUUCGUCAACCUUGGACUUCUUGUGGAGGUCUUUGCAUUCAUGAAUGUGUUUGCAAUGAAGAUCAGGGACUAAUUUUAAAUGAAAAUAAUCAAACCUGUGUGAAGAAAGAAGACUGUCCAUCAGCAUGCAAACCAGAAGAACAAGAAGGAUGUGCUCCAUGUCCGUGUCCCGAAGCCACUUGCCAAGAUCCCAAACCAUCUUGUCCUGAAAACAUAGCUUGUUCUUUCGUCUGUCGUCCGUUUUGUGCGUGCAAAGAAGGAUAUUUAAGGGAUAAUUCAACUAAGACGUGUGUACCUCAAGAUAAAUGUCCUCAAGCAGUAUAA